Messenger RNA from Nerophis ophidion (straightnose pipefish), 594 nucleotides. Its product is annotated as fatty acid-binding protein, brain-like. Gene Ontology annotation, cellular component: nucleus; cytosol. Gene Ontology annotation, biological process: fatty acid transport. Bases 87 to 485 code for a protein of 132 amino acids. The transcript has 4 exons. Gene Ontology annotation, molecular function: fatty acid binding. Lineage: Eukaryota; Metazoa; Chordata; Actinopteri; Syngnathiformes; Syngnathidae. The record is from RefSeq and is a predicted model, not a curated record.
UUAUUUUGGCCAAACCGCACGCGUGGAAUUACUCGAGAGAGACGAGAGGUUGUUUUGCGGCCUGGAAAACAUUUAAAAGUGCAAAUAUGGUGGAUGCGUUUUGUGCUAAGUGGAGACUGGUCGACAGCAAGAACUUUGAUGACUACAUGAAGGCGGUUGGUGUUGAUUUUGCUACGAGACAAGUGGGCAACCUGACCAAACCCACUGUGGUGAUCAGCAAGGAUGGAGACAAAGUGGUGGUGAAGACGCUCAGCACCUUCCGGAACACUGAGAUCUCCUCUAAACUUGGAGAGGAGUUUGACGAGGUCACAGCUGAUGACCGAAAAGUCAAAUCUAUUUUCACUAUGGAGGGUGAUAAAUUUGUGCAUGUGCAGAAGUGGGACGGAAAAGAGAGCAAAUUUGAGCGAGAGAUAAAAGAUGGAAAUAUGGUGAUGACUUUGACCUGCCAGGGCGUCCAGGCUGUUCGCACGUAUGAAAAGGCAUAAUUUUUAGAGGAUUCUGUUUUUAAUGUUGUGUAAUUUGCACUAAUAUGAUGAACAUUGUAGCCUUAUAUCGUAGAAAAAAAGCCUCAAAUAAAUGAUUACUGUUUGUGUA